Molecule: messenger RNA, 1209 nt
Organism: Aplysia californica (California sea hare)
Lineage: Eukaryota; Metazoa; Mollusca; Gastropoda; Aplysiida; Aplysiidae
Product: mucin-2-like
Exons: 3
Coding region: 1-1209 (402 amino acids)
Source: RefSeq, a predicted model, not a curated record
AUGGUACCACUAUGGCUUUCUGUUGGGAUAAGACGCCCAUACCCUAUUAUAUUCAUCUUGGCCUUUUCCCCAGCUACCUCUGUCACACCAACUACUUCCGUCACACCAACUACCUCCGUCACACCAACUCUCCGUCACACCAACUCUCCGUCACACCAACUACCUCUGUCACACCAACUAACCCCGUCACACCAACUCUCCGUCACACCAACUACCUCUGUCACACCAACUAACCCCGUCACACCAACUCUCCGUCACACCAACUACCUCUGUCACACCGACUACCUCCGUCACACCAACUACCUCUGUCACACCAACUACCUCCGUCCCACCAACUACCCCCGUCACACCAACUCUCCGUCACACCAGCUACCUCUGUCACACCAACUACCUCCAUCACACCAACUACCUCCAUCACACCAACUACCUCCAUCCCACCAACUAUCUCCGUCACACCAACUCUCCGUCACAUCAACUACUUCUGUCACACCAACUACCCCCGUCACACCAAAUACCUCCGUCACACCUACUACCCCCGUCACAACAAAUACCUCCGUCACACCAACCACCCCGUCACACCAACUACCCGUCACACCAGCUCUCCGUGACACCAGCUCUCCGUCACACCAAGUACAUCCGUCACACCAACUACCUCCGUCACACUGUCACACCAAGUACCUCGUCACACCAACUCUCUUUCACACCAACUACCUUCGUCACACCAACUCUCCCUACCUCUGUCACACCAACUACCUCCAUCACACCAACUACCUCCAUCACACCAACUACCUCCAUCCCACCAACUAUCUCCGUCACACCAACUCUCCGUCACAUCAACUACUUCUGUCACACCAACUACCCCCGUCACACCAAAUACCUCCGUCACACCUACUACCCCCGUCACAACAAAUACCUCCGUCACACCAACCACCCCGUCACACCAACUACCCGUCACACCAGCUCUCCGUGACACCAGCUCUCCGUCACACCAAGUACAUCCGUCACACCAACUACCUCCGUCACACUGUCACACCAAGUACCUCGUCACACCAACUCUCUUUCACACCAACUACCUUCGUCACACCAACUCUCCGUCGCACCAACUACCUCCGCCACACCAACUACUCCCGUCACACCAACUCUCCGUCACACCAACUACACCCGUCACACCAACUACCUUCGUCACACCAACUACACCCGUCACACUAA